Molecule: messenger RNA, 1455 nt
Organism: Impatiens glandulifera
Lineage: Eukaryota; Viridiplantae; Streptophyta; Magnoliopsida; Ericales; Balsaminaceae
Product: glycosyl hydrolase 5 family protein-like
Exons: 3
Coding region: 1-1455 (484 amino acids)
Molecular function (GO): hydrolase activity, hydrolyzing O-glycosyl compounds
Source: RefSeq, a predicted model, not a curated record
AUGGUGCCCGAAGGCCUAGAGAAGCAACCAUUGACUAACAUUGUGGCUAGUGUGGUUUCUUUUGGGUUCAAUUGUGUUAGGCUCACUUGGGCAACAUAUAUGUACACACGAAACGACUAUUCCAACUUGACAAUCGCGCAAUCGCUAGAUAAGUUCGGGUUGAAUGAUGCUAAGGCGGGCUUUGCUAAGAACAACCCUGAUCUCCUUCAGCUGACGGGCAUCGGGGCUCAACAAGUCGUGGUUAGGGCACUUGGGGCGCAAAAUGUGGUUGUAAUAUUGGAUAAUCAUCUUAGCCUUCCCCAAUGGUGUUGUAGUGGAAAUGAUGGAAAUGGAUUUUUUGGGGAUACCCAUUUUGAUCCUAAUGAAUGGAUACUUGGUUUAACUCUUGUGGCUAGGCAAUACAAGAACAAUCCAACGGUUGUUGGAAUGAGCAUGAGAAAUGAGCUUCGUGGGUCGAGAUCAAAUGAGGACGAUUGGUAUAAAUAUAUGGAGCAAGGUGCGAACUCAAUUCACAAUGAGAAUCCGGAUCUGUUAAUUGUUGUCUCUGGCUUAAGAUCGGAUACCAAUCUCGCUUUCUUAAAGAAAAGGCCAUUCGGGGCGAAUGUAGGCAACAAAUUGGUGUUUGAGGCUCAUUGGUACCCUUUUGGUGAGUCUUACAACAAUUGGUUGAACAAAACAAACCAAUUUUGUGGUACGCGAACCGGGUGGUUUAAUGGUCAAUCGGGUUUCUUGGUAGACGGGGGAAAACCAUUUCCCUUGUUUUUAAGCGAGUUUGGAAUCGAUCAAAGAGGAGACGACGAGAUGGGUGACCGAUAUUUGAAUUGCUUACUAGCUGUCGCGGCCGAAAAGGACCUAGAUUGGGCAUGGUGGGCUCUCCAAGGGAGUUACAUGUUAAGACAAGGGAAAAUUGAAAUGGAAGAGUUCUAUGGAAAUCUUGAUUUUAAUUGGUCACUCCCUAGAAAUCCAACCAUACAAAAAAAGCUACAAUUUUUACAACAUGUAUCUCAAGAUCCGAAUUCAAAAAAGCCAACAUCCUACAUAAUGUACCACCCGCAAAGUGGCAAUUGUGUGCAUGCAAGUAGAAACUUAAUUAGAUUAGGUGAUUGCAAUAGCUCAAGCCGAUGGAAUCAUGAUGGGGAUGGGAGUCCAAUAAGAUUGGCGAGUACUAACAAUCUAUGCUUAUUGGUGACUAGGGAAGGAGGUACAGCCACACUCAAGGGUGACUGCACGAGCCCUCGGGCAAUGUGGAGGUCAGUCUCGGGUUCUCGACUUCACUUAGCUGCGAAUGGUGGGCAAGGGAUGGGGGACUUGUGUUUGGAUGGGACCUCUUUAGAGUCCUCAUCAAGGGUCUUGACCAAAAAGUGUCUUUGUUUGGGGAAAGACUCUAAGGAUCUUCCAACAUGUCCUGAUAACCCUCAAGUUCAAUGGUUUAAGCUGGUACCUACCAAUACUUAA